AUGAAACUCACUCACUCAUGGUUGACUAGAUUUUCACUGAAAACAGCUUUCACGUCGCUCGAAGCACCCCAACUAAAUCCUACCUGGGCUCCUCCAUUUGAUUUACUGGAGAAAUUGUUUAAAUUAUUCGACGAAAAUAGAGAUGGAAUUUUGGUACAAGAAGAAUGGGUGGAGUUUCUUAAAUUACGUCUCACGUGA
Molecule: messenger RNA, 198 nt
Organism: Pediculus humanus corporis (human body louse)
Lineage: Eukaryota; Metazoa; Arthropoda; Insecta; Psocodea; Pediculidae
Exons: 2
Coding region: 1-198 (65 amino acids)
Molecular function (GO): calcium ion binding
Source: RefSeq, a predicted model, not a curated record